Messenger RNA from Closterium sp. Yama58-4, 1668 nucleotides. Lineage: Eukaryota; Viridiplantae; Streptophyta; Zygnematophyceae; Desmidiales; Closteriaceae. The record is from the annotation of a GenBank genome assembly.
AUGGCACCUGCGCUACUACUCCCCGCUAUCAACCCCCAGGUCCAUACUAUGCCACAUUCUUCCUGCUGUGCUACUCCCUGCUACAUCCUCCCUACUGUACUGCUCCACUCUGCAUCCUCCCUGCAGUGCUACUCUCCGCUGCAUCCUCCCUGCAGUGCUACUCUCCGCUGCAUCCUCCCUGCAGUGCUACUCUCCGCUGCAUCCUCCCUGCUGUGCUACUCUCCGCUGCACCCUCCCUGCUGUGCUACUCUCUGCUACAUCCUCCCUGCUAUGCUACUCUCUGCUGCAUCCUCCCUGCUCUUCUACUCCUUGCUGCAUGCUGUGCUGCUCCCCGCUGCAUCCUCCACGCUGUGCUACUCCCUGCUACAGCCUCCCUGCUACAGCCUCCCUGCAGUGCUACUCUCUGCUGCAGCCUCCCUGCAGUGCUACUCUCUGCUGCAACCUCCCUGCAGUGCUACCCUCUGCUGCAGCCUCCCUGCAGAGCUACUCUCUGCUGCAUCCUCCCCGCCUACCUCUCCUCCCUUCCCUGCUGUGGUACCUCUCCUCCCUUCCCUGCUGUGGUACCUCUCCUCCCUUCCCUGCUGUGGUACCUCUCCUCCCUUCCCUGCUGUAUACCUCUCCUCCCUUCCCUGCUGUGGUACCUCUCCUCCCUUCCCUGCUGUGGUGCCUCUCCUCCCUUCCCUGCUGUGGUACCUCUCCUCCCUUCCCUGCUGUGGUACCUCUCCUCCCUUUCCUGCGUUGAUACCUCUCCUCCCUGCUCCUACUCCUCUACGCCCUUCCCUGCUCCUACUCCUCUCCUCCCUUCCCUGCUGCUGCUCCUCUCCUCCCUUCCCUGCUGCUGCUCCUCUCCUCCCUUCCCUGCUGCUGCUCCUCUCCUCCCUUCCCUGCUGCUGCUCCUCUCCUCCCUUCCCUACUGCUGCUCCUCUCCUCCCUUCCCUGCUGCUACUCCUCUCCUCCCUUCCCUGCUGCUGUUCCUAUCCUCCCUUCCCUGCUGCUGUUCCUAUCCUCCCUUCCCUGCUGCUGCUCCUCUCCUCCCUUCCCUGCUGCUGCUCCUCUCCUCCCUUCCCUGCUGCUGCUCCUCUCCUCCCUUCCCUGCUGCUGCUCCUCUCCUCCCUUCCCUACUGCUGCUCCUCUCCUCCCUUCCCUGCUGCUACUCCUCUACGCCCUUCCCUGCUCCUACUCCUCUCCUCCCUUCCCUGCUGCUGUUCCUCCCCUCCCUUCCCUGCUGCUGUUCCUAUCCUCCCUUCCCUGCUGCUGCUCCUCUCCUCCCUUCCCUGCUGCUGCUGCUCUCCUCCCUUCCCUGCUGCUGCUCCUCUCCUCCCUUCCCUGCUGCUACUCUCUCCUCCCUUCCCUGAUGCUUGGGCCCCUCCGCCCUUCCCUGAUGCUACUCCUCUCCUCCCUUCCCUACUGCUGCUCCUCUCCUCCCUUCCCUGCUGCUACUCCUCUCCUUCCUUCCCCCCUCCUACUCCUCACCUCCCUUCCCUGCUGCUGUUCCUCCCCUCCCUUCCCUGCUGCUGUUCCUAUCCUCCCUUCCCUGCUGCUGCUCCUCUCCUCCCUUCCCUGCUGCUGCUGCUCUCCUCCCUUCCCUGCUGCUGCUCCUCUCCUCCCUUCCCUGCUGCUACUCCUCUCCUCCCUUCCCUGAUGCUACUCCCCUCCGCCCUUCCCUGA